This is a messenger RNA of Hemicordylus capensis (graceful crag lizard), 1932 nucleotides long. It is a transcript of the gene TUBD1, whose product is annotated as tubulin delta 1. Bases 310 to 1671 code for a protein of 453 amino acids. The record is from RefSeq and is a predicted model, not a curated record. NCBI's taxonomy places the organism in Eukaryota, Metazoa, Chordata, Lepidosauria, Squamata, Cordylidae. The transcript is spliced from 10 exons. Gene Ontology annotation, cellular component: cytoplasm; microtubule. Gene Ontology annotation, molecular function: structural constituent of cytoskeleton; GTP binding. Gene Ontology annotation, biological process: mitotic cell cycle; microtubule cytoskeleton organization.
GGGCCGCGCGGGCAAGAGCGUCUCGCGACGACACGCAGGCAGCCGACCAACCGCUAACGCGGCUGCGCUGCACACCCUGACGUCUCUCUCUAUCGUCCCCGCCCCUCGAAAAAAUUCCCGCCUCAGCGAGCGCCGAGAGGAGAGCAUGCGCAGAAAGACCUGGACUAGCGGGUUGAAAAGCUCAUAAGGUGGGCAAGAGAUAACCAAGACCUGAGGGGAGUUUAUUACAACUUUUGAUCAGAUAAACCGCCUUCAACUCAGACCCCCAAUGAAAAGAACCUUAAGAGAUUAAAACGAAAUCAGGCAAGAAUGUCGAUCAUUACCAUACAACUCGGGCAGUGUGGGAACCAGGUGGGCCGCGAAGUGUUCGAUGCCCUGUGCACGGACCUCCACAGUACACACGAAUUAUGCUCCAAAAAGGAAAACCAGUCCUUCCAGGCAGCCUGCAAAGAGCGGUUCUUCAGUGAGGAGAAAUCUGAAGUUCCAGCUGCUCGGGCUAUUCUUGUUGAUAUGGAGCCCAAAGUGAUUGGCCAGACCCUGUUAAGGGCCUCAAAGUCUGGCCACUGGAAAUAUGACCACCGGUCACACUUCAGUCAGAAGCAAGGAUCGGGGAACAACUGGGCAAGUGGGUACUGUGUCCAUGGGCCCAAGCACAAAGAAGUAAUCAUGAACCUGGUUCAGAAGGAGGCGGAGAAAUGUGACCGACUGAGCGGGUUUCUAACGGUGAUGAGCAUGGCUGGCGGGACAGGCUCAGGCCUGGGCACCUUUGUGACAGAGAGCUUGCAAGAUGCCUACCCAACCGCAUUUCUGCUAAACCAUGUGAUCUGGCCCUACGGAACUGGGGAGGUAAUUGUCCAGAACUACAACUCGCUGCUGACACUCUCGCACCUGUACCAGUCCUCGGAUGCUCUCCUGGUUCACGAGAAUGAUGCCGUCCACAAGAUCUGUGCGCAGCUCAUGAAGAUCAAGCAGAUCUCUUUCCGGGAUGUAAAUCAGGUCAUCGCACAUCAGCUGGGAAGCAUCCUCCAGCCAGCUUAUUCCUCCGAAGGGGCCGCUCAGUACAGCCAAAGUCCCCUAGGAGAUCUAAUGGAAGCCGUGGUCCCCCAUCCCGAGUUUAAGAUGUUGGGUCUCAGGAACAUUCCCCAGAUGUCAGAAACCUCCCUAGCCUACAGCACCUUUGCAUGGCCCGGACUCCUGAAACAACUGCGGCAGAUGCUGAUUGCCAACGCCAGAAUAGAAGAAGGUAUCGACUGGCAGGUGCGUCCUCCGUUGCCUGGGCUCUCUCCAUCUCAGAAACCCUCUCCAAACAAGGCCGUUAAUUUUAACACUUCCGUCGCCAACCUGGUGGUUUUGCGGGGGAAAGAGGUCCAGACUGCAGAUCUAGGUGGCUUUCGUGACCCCGCUUUGUACACCUCCUGGCUAAACGCUCCCGAUGCCUUGGAUGUUUGGAAGACCCCAAGAGCCUUUAAUAAGUACGAGAAGUCCGUGUCUCUGGUCAGCAACAGCCAGUUCUUACUGAAGCCCAUUGACAACAUUGUGGGGAAAGCUUGGAAAAUGUUUGCUUCCAAGGCUUACGUUCACCAGUACACAAAGUUUGGCAUUGAAGAAGAAGACUUUCUGGACUGCUUCACAGCUCUGGAGCAAGUUGUUGCCAGCUACACCAGCCUGUGAUUCCGUGAUUGUCAUUGACCAGCGCAGAAGGAUUGUGGAGAUCUGAGACUUUAUGGAGGGGGUAGCGAGGAAAGGAACAGGCCUGUUGGAAUCAGGGAAGGCAACCCAGGAGAUUCAGCACAGCAUCUAAAAUGCCAGGGAGCAAGUUAUUCCAGUUAUUCGGGAUUACUUCCUGCAUAGUAUAUCAGAGGCAGUCGGUGAUGAACUUUUAUUGGAUUCUAAAUAUGCAUCAGUGCAACUGAGGAAGACACAGACAACUUU